Molecule: messenger RNA, 936 nt
Organism: Cherax quadricarinatus
Lineage: Eukaryota; Metazoa; Arthropoda; Malacostraca; Decapoda; Parastacidae
Source: RefSeq, a predicted model, not a curated record
AUGAAAGUGACAAAAGCAGAGGAUGUUGAAGACAGAAGAGGAAUUUUUAGGUAACACUGAGUAGGAUACUCGUCAGCACAUGAUCUGACCACCUCCGUCUUCUCGGCAUGUGGGUUGUUGUCAGGGCUUACGGUGGGCACAACACUCAGUCUCUCAUUCAGUUCCGUCGCUUGCUCCAGCAGCAAUAUGACCUCCUUUCCUGAGAGCUUAAAGGAGUCCUGAGGGACCCAUCAACUGCACCUGCAAAACCCCGACGAUACGCAACCCUCAGUAACUGUAAAGCCUCCCUGAACACCCCUAGACUUCACCUCGGUAAGGCAGUCUAGCAACCACACCCAGCAUCGAAGAGCCAGGAAAACAGUACAGCAACCUGAUUAUCAUCUCCUGACGGUGCCACACAGAACACACCUCACCUCCGCAGUCUUCUUAGACAAGAGCUCACCAGAGUAUCCCGGGAAGCGUCGAAGGCAGGCGGCAUCCUCCUCUGUAACCUGAGUGAGACGCUGCAGAAGUAAACGCCGAUAACAUGGAAGCAUCCUUCAAGCUGCAUAAGUCUUCCUUCAUUGGGGUUAUCAUCCUGUUGUUGGUUCUGGCCAGUGCAGGAGACACCCAGGGCACCUCAGAUGGCUUCGAGGAAAUCGACUGGAAACGUCUCAACGACCUGGUCCAAGUCAAUCAGUUGUUCGCUGAGGAGAUGACGAAGUCGGUGCUGAACUUGUCGAAGCAGAGAAACAGUCUUGGAUGCUCGCCCGAACGAUACGAGAUGGAGAAGUCGUUGGCCAGCAUCGCGUCCAACCUCUUAAUGGAGAUAAACACGACCCUGGAGGUGCUGCAGAACUCUUCCAAGAUCCUGCUGCAGGAGCUGGCAAGAGAGUCAUGUCCAGUAGACAUCUACUUACCAUGUCCAAAGUAACUGCAUGAAGACACCACUUUAUG